This is a messenger RNA of Mesitornis unicolor (brown roatelo), 1012 nucleotides long. RefSeq names its product ribosomal protein, large, P0 (gene RPLP0). Gene Ontology annotation, biological process: cytoplasmic translation; ribosomal large subunit assembly; ribosome biogenesis. Gene Ontology annotation, molecular function: structural constituent of ribosome; large ribosomal subunit rRNA binding. The record is from RefSeq and is a predicted model, not a curated record. Gene Ontology annotation, cellular component: cytosolic large ribosomal subunit. The coding region runs from base 74 to 1012 and encodes 312 amino acids. The transcript has 7 exons. NCBI's taxonomy places the organism in Eukaryota, Metazoa, Chordata, Aves, Mesitornithiformes, Mesitornithidae.
GAGCCGCGCUUUUCCUUGGCAGGUCCUAGCUCGUCUUUAAACCCAACCGGGCGAUCCUUGGAGCACCGCAGAGAUGCCCAGGGAAGACAGGGCUACGUGGAAGUCCAACUACUUUAUGAAAAUCAUCCAACUCCUGGAUGAUUACCCAAAAUGUUUCAUUGUGGGAGCAGACAAUGUGGGAUCCAAACAGAUGCAGCAAAUCCGUAUGUCCCUGCGUGGGAAAGCAGUUGUGCUGAUGGGGAAGAAUACAAUGAUGCGCAAAGCUAUUCGUGGUCACCUGGAGAAUAACCCUGCCUUAGAAAAGCUGCUGCCUCACAUCCGUGGGAACGUGGGCUUUGUCUUCACCAAGGAGGAUCUGACUGAGAUCCGGGACAUGCUGCUGGCUAACAAGGUGCCAGCAGCUGCCCGUGCCGGCGCUAUUGCUCCUUGUGAUGUGACUGUGCCAGCCCAGAACACGGGUCUCGGGCCUGAGAAGACCUCCUUUUUCCAGGCCUUGGGCAUCACCACCAAGAUUUCCAGAGGGACCAUCGAAAUCCUGAGCGAUGUGCAGCUCAUCAAGACCGGAGACAAAGUGGGUGCCAGCGAAGCCACCCUGCUAAAAAUCUCCCCCUUCUCUUUCGGGUUGGUGAUCCAGCAGGUCUUUGACAAUGGCAGCAUUUACAAUCCUGAAGUGCUGGACAUCACCGAGGAGACCUUGCACAAGCGUUUCCUGGAGGGUGUUCGUAACGUUGCCAGCGUCUGUCUGCAAAUUGGGUACCCGACCAUCGCUUCUGUGCCCCACUCCAUUGUCAAUGGGUACAAGCGGGUCCUGGCUGUGGCCGUGGAGACUGACUACACCUUCCCACUGGCUGAAAAGGUGAAGGCCUUCCUUGCAGACCCCUCUGCUUUUGUGGCGGAAAAAGGCGCGGGGCGGCCCCCCCCGCCGCCCCCCCCUGCCGCUCCAGCCAAAGAGGCAGCAAAGGAGGAAUCCGAGGAGUCCGAUGAGGACAUGGGCUUCGGUCUCUUUGACUAA